This is a messenger RNA of Meloidogyne enterolobii, 575 nucleotides long. NCBI's taxonomy places the organism in Eukaryota, Metazoa, Nematoda, Chromadorea, Rhabditida, Meloidogynidae. The record is from the annotation of a GenBank genome assembly.
AUGCAAUCAAAGAAUUGGAUUUACAACAUUCGCCUUCCUAUUUUAUUUCUUUAUUACCUCUUUUGCAAAAUAUGGGGUUAUGGAUUACUUAUUGAAUGCGAAGAUAUGUUCCCCUAUAAAGGAAAACUUGCCAAUGCAAUUAAUGGGGAUGCUUAUACAAUGGAUGAGACAACAAUUUUGGCUUGGCAUGAUAUGCUUGUACAUAUGUCAGAUAGAGAUUCAGAAGCUUUUAAUUUGAGUAAAAUACUUAAACCAAUACUUUGGUCAUAUGCCGAAGAUCUGGAUAUGUAUUUGCCUUAUUCUGAUUGGCUUGCUUUGAAAAAAUUUAAGUAAGAGAGAAAGGUUUUUUAAUUUAUUAGGGAGUAAAAUUGGAGUUCUUCUUUACUUAUUUAAGCGUUAAUUGUGAUUUUGGUUUGUGUGUGGUUUUGGUGUAGUGGUUAGGUGUUGUGACUAUGGUGGGUAACCAGCAAGGUUCGAAUCCCCCCUUCGGGUAUUUCAAUUUCUAUUGUUUUUUAUCUUUAAACCUUUCAAAAAAAUUUUUCUUGGUGAUAUUAUCUACCUUAUUUUAUUUUUUU